AAGGUGUUUGCUGAUGACGACACACUGUGCGACAACGAAAAAGCUACAUGUGGAAUGGCCAGACUGACAGGGAAUAUUUUUCCAAUUUGUUCGGUUCUUAGAUGGUACUUUUCGAUUAAAAAGUGAAUGUGUGUGUGAAUUAUUAAAUGCAUGAGGUUGGUAAGCUUUACUUUUCCGUAGUACGUGCGUAUAUUUGAACACAAGCUAGCUAGUAGUUACAACCAGGCAGCUUGGUCGAAGACACUCAGCAUUCAGUUUACAACAGAAUAAAAAAUACUCGUCAAAUGUCCAGCGACACUGUCAAAGAUUUGACGCCGUCCCGGGAGAACAAUGUUGCCACUGAGAAUAAGGAUGCACAUAUCGGUAAUAACGGGGGAACAGAGAUUCUCUCAAAAAACCAGAGGAAGAAGCUUUUGAGGCAUCAGAAAUGGGAGGAGGAAAGGAACCUUCGCAAGCAGAAGCGGAAGGAGAAGAGGCAGAAGAGGAGCCUUGAGAGGAAGACCCAGGGGGAGGAGGGAGGGGAGUUUGUGGCUGGCCGGAAGCGUUUGAGGAAAGAGGUGAAGCCCAGCAGCCCCCUGAGACUGGUGAUAGACUGCAGCUUCGACAACCUCAUGAUGCUUAAGGAUGUUAGGAAGCUCCAUAAGCAAAUCCAGAGAUGCUAUGCGGUGAACAGACGAGUGGUGCACCCUGUUCAGUUUUAUCUAACCAGCCUUGGUGGACAGCUGAAGCAAAACAUGGAUAAGACCGAUGAAGGAUGGGUUAACUGGAAGGAUAUAACGGUGAAAGCAGAGGCGUACCACGAGGUGGUGGCCAAAGAGCAGCUGGUUUACCUGACCUCUGACUCUCCCAACGUUCUGACGGAGCUGGACGAUACCAAGGCCUACGUCAUCGGAGGCCUGGUGGAUCACAACCACCACAAGGGUAUCACCUUUGAGCGGGCUCAGGAGCUGGGGAUCGACCACGCACAGCUCCCGCUGAACAGCUUCGUCAAGAUGAACAGCCGCAAAGUGCUGGCGGUCAACCACGUGUUUGAGAUCAUGCUGGUGUACUUGGAGAAGAGGGAUUGGCAGGAGGCCUUCUUCACCGUCCUGCCUCUAAGGAAAGGGGCCAUUCCCCUGGGCCAAGAGGGAACAGCGACGGAAGAGAAGGAGGAAGAGGAGGAUUCUGACAGAGACUCAGACACAGCAGAGACAGUCAUACAGAACACCCCGAACACACUGGACCAACAGGAGAAAGGACAGGGAGGACAGGACACACUGCAGUUGAAAGAGGCUCCCAAAGAGCAGACUGCAGCAUAGCCCCAAAUGCUACCAUGUUCUUCUGGGUCUUAAUAUAAAUUGUUAUCUGUUGCAAAAUGGUUGAUUUAGUGAAUUGCGAGUUUGAGUUAUUUUUGAUUGCAGAAUUAUAGUAAUUUUUAGUCCGUGUUUUGUUAUCAGAUUUCUGUUGAUUUAUGCUUUUUUAAUGGAAGAUAUUUGACAUGGAGUGCCUAUAUUAAGUGAACAAGUCACACACUUGCAGAUAUGUUAUACCUUUUGACCUGUUAUUGGUGCUCUGUAGCAAGUCUAAUGCUUUUCAUUAAAUUAAAACAGUUUGACUUACA
Messenger RNA from Oncorhynchus mykiss (rainbow trout), 1600 nucleotides. It is a transcript of the gene trmt10a, whose product is annotated as tRNA methyltransferase 10A. Lineage: Eukaryota; Metazoa; Chordata; Actinopteri; Salmoniformes; Salmonidae. Gene Ontology annotation, molecular function: tRNA binding; methyltransferase activity. The record is from RefSeq and is a predicted model, not a curated record. Gene Ontology annotation, biological process: tRNA N1-guanine methylation. Gene Ontology annotation, cellular component: cytosol; nucleus; nucleoplasm.